UUUGUGCUCUGCUGAGUUUUGGCCAUGAGAGUGAGACAGUCAGUCUAGACGCUCUUGACAGCCUCGUCUGGAGGAGAGACACUUCCCUCUGCGGCUCGGUCCCCAUCACGACGACACAUUUACAAACUUUCUCCUAAGAAGAAACUCCAGAACUCCUGAGAAAGGAUGGCACCCAUGGCACAUUGGAUAGGAUGGUGCCUAUGGGCAUCUGUGUCACUCACAUGCCAAGCUUGAAAAGUGGAAAGAAAGACAGUUUUAGCAGACACAUUGAACACUUCCAAGCUUUAGAGUGAAACUUUGCACAGUUGGCCAUGGCUGCAUAUCCAUGGCUUGGAGGAUAGGGUCCCUUGUUUUAACAUAGCACUGUGAGUUUUCUAACGGGUCAUUUAGCAAAUCCAGCACUUCCUCUGGCCAGGAGGACUUUAAAGAACAACUGCCACACAUGAGCUGAACCAGAGGAUCCAAAAUGGAGGUCACACAGCAACACUCUUUCUACUGGACUGGUUAAAGCUGCAGAUAAAAGCAUUACUGCAAGGGCAGUAUGCAGGCAGCUGACUACCCAGCCACAUAUAAUAACACAGAAACAGAUCCUAAGUCAGGGAUAGGCAACAUCGGUCCUGAAGCGCCGCUGUCUUGCAGAGUUUAGCUAAUCAAUGUCUUCAGGAUUACUAAGGCUACAGGCAGAGUGCAAGUUCCACUGCACCAAUGGCAGAUGUCUGAAACUUCUCUCGCUGAUUUGUAAUCAUCUGAAUGAAUGUGGAGACAACAGUGAUGAGGAACAUUGUCCUGCUGCUGUACCUCCACCCCCAGACACCAUCCAGACUGAACUGGAGUUUGUUCAGAUAAUAAUCAUAAUUGUGGUGAUGACUGUAAUGGUAGUUGUGAUCAUCUGUUUGCUGAACCACUAUCGGCUGUCGGCCUGGGCCUUCCUCACACGCCACAGCCAGGCCAGAAGACGAGAGCAGGGCAUGCAGCCGGACGGCUGUGCAUGGCCAACAGACAGUUUGGUGACGCAACAAGGAGCCACUGAGGUGAUGUAUGGGCCACGGAGCGGAGAGCGCUUCAACCCACCUUCAUUUAUGCAAAGGGACCGAUUCAGCCGCUUCCAGCCCACCUACCCAUACCUGCAGCAGGACAUCCACUUGCCGCCCACCAUCUGCCUGUCGGAUGGCGAGGAGCUGCCGCCCUACAAGGGCCCCUGCACCCUGCAGCUCAGAGACCCGGAGCAGCAGCUCGAGCUCAGCCGCGCAUCCGUUCGCGCGCCCCCCAACCGGACCAUUUUCGACAGCGACCUGAUAGACGUUUAUGUGCACGGAGGCGGGCCACGGCCCCCGAGCAGCAACUCUGGCAAGAGCGCCUCGAACUCGCACGUGGAGGGGCCGCCGCCCACCUACAGCGAGGUGAUGGGUCAGACGUGCCCAGGCUCCGCCUCCUUUCUGCACCAGCACAGCAAUAAUGCACCACCCUCCAACCAGAGGACAGCCAGUCGCUCCCCCCAGCCUGGCGCAAGCACAACCCCGUUUGUCAAGGUUAAGGAUAGCCGAGACAAACCCGUGUGACUAGGAGGCACGGAGAGUGCCCUAGGGAGCGCGCGCCAUCAUCUGUGCUCUCUGGUACUUCUUCCUGGACCUAAAGGGGAGUGGCUUCACUGUUAGACCACUCCCCUUGCACAAUUUGAAUUGAAUAUUGAGGAACCAAGCUUACAAAGUUUAUUUUUUUGUAUUUUUUUUUUUUUUUGCUAGAACUUCGGGGCCUUGUAUGGAUGUUUGGGCUCCUCGGCUAAAUCUCUCUCUCUUUUUUGUUGUUCUGUUUUGUAUGCUUUCGUGUAUUUAAAGAACACGCGUGUUGGCACAGAUUGUUUGCGUGAGAGACCGCGUAGGUCAUAGGAUUGAGAAAUUUUCUAUUCGUUUGUGUGCAUUUCCAGGACUUCAAUCAAAAUCCAAAUUGAGUGCCAUGAUAAAAUCUUAAACCUUGGGGAUGUGACUUACAACAACAACAACAACAACUAAAGUCUUUAUGUUGCACUUAUUCUCUAAAGAGUAGAAACAGCAACCCUUAGUUAGUUUUUAUAUGUCAAUCUGUCACAGGUUCCUGGGAAUUAUUUCCUUCCUUUUUAUGUCCUGAAAUGGAGAUGUAGAACUCUGAUCCAGCCUAAAAUCUCUACAAAUGAACUGCAUCAUGGCACUUAUUUAAAGAAAAAGGGUUGUUCAAAUUCCAGUUCACUUUUUCCCACUGACCAAGUGAGAGAUGUUGGCAUGGAUAUCCGCAGAUGGAAGUCACGACACAUAUGCCACUUUCAUUCUGUCGAGUAGCACUUUAAACUUACGUCACUUCAGCAUUGUCAUGGGGUCCAAUGGAAGGGAAUCAUGGGAACUGUAGUCUUAUGCACAUCCUGUCCCUUUCUGAAUGAGUGUGUCAUAUUGUUUGUUUUCCCACUAUAAAAAGCAUGCGUAUAGUUGUUUUUUCCCCCAGUUAUCCAUACUAUACUUUAGUUCACAAUCAUAUAUGGAUCUCAUAUUUUAUCCCUUAUUUUCAUCUCCUGGAAUGCCGUUUUAUUCCAAGGCACCGCGGGAGCACAUUUUGUCUGUUUAUAUGUUCUGAGAUUGUCACCCAAACAAAAAGUGUACCAAUCACGACGAGGUACAUCCCUCCUUUUUUUCUUUCCUUGUUAGAAGUUGCGUUCAAUCAUCACACGGCACACAUUUGGAAUGCUUUCAGACAUGUUGAUUGUGUUUUUGAUCACAUCAGAACUUUGUAAACCAUCAGUCUUUGGCCUUUCCUUAAAAAAAAAAAAGUACCAUAGAUAACCUAUUUAUUAACUAGCUAUUUAUUAAAGUGACCAGUUUGAACUGAUAUUUAGUCAAAGUCAAAAAUAGGCUUUUAUACAACCUUCUUGCCCCUUAAAUAGCAAGAAUCUACUAUCAUCACCCAUCCGCUUUGGCUCCGAAACGGCCUCCUCCUGUCAUAGGCUCUGCUUCUGUCACUCAUUCUGUUUGAGUUCGUACUGUAUUGCUGCUGCUAUGCGCUGCUACUGCUACUGCUGCUGUUGUUCGCUCGGUGUGUAGGCCUAUGUCCGCUUUUCAUUACUUUAUAUUUGCUUACCAACCGAGACAUAGUUGUUUGUGCUCCUUUUUUGUUGUUUUCUUCGUUAACAUUAGUGCAUUUCCGCUGUCAUAGUCGUGCUAGGAAAACAAAUCCAAAUGUAUUUUUUACAUUUGCAGCCGAGAGGUUUGCAUGUUACUAUGUACAUGAGCAAAUUCGGUGCCUAACAGUCAUGUUUAAGCAGACAUAGAAACCCACUUGCACUCAAAAGUCCCCACCUUUGUUGUGCCUCACUUCCUAUGGUGCUUCUUUCAGUAGUCGGACUCUGUUUAUUUGUACGGUGCUGUAUAUAACUUGAAUAUAUUAUGCACAUAUCCUACCCAAUGGGUAGAAAACCACAAGAAAGCAUUGUUAAUACUGUAAUAUAAUGUAUAGAUAAUAUUAAAAAGAAAACUUUAACACGGUGGCAUCAAGUUUUGUGAAUGCCUUCAAUUGUGCUUUGUCUUUUUUGUAAAACAGAGUAAAGUUUGCAAAGAGAAAUGCUACAGUGUGGUCACAUAAAUAAAUACAAAAAGACUUCUUAUAUAUUUUUUUUUUCCUAUACAGUAAAUGCAAAUCUGUUAUGUGAUUCAAAUAUUCUGGGGCAGUUAUAUAAAGGAUAACUAGCUGCUGCUUUUGUAACUUCCAGAGAAAGAAUUAUAAAUGCCAGCGCUUGUCAUUUUUAUUUAUUGAAAUUUAUAUUUUGUGACUGCUAUAGCUGUUUUGGGCGUGUAUUAACCACGCUCGACCGAUCGCAGAAAAUAAUAACUCGGCAUGACGUAAUUGUACCGUAGAUUCAUCGACUGACUGCCGACUUUUGGGCUCCCACGAGGCCUUUUCUCCAGCCCGAGAGAUGGUUUCGUGGGUCAUAUCAAAUAGAAGCUCAGGGUGAGGCUUUAUUGGAUCGGUGAUACAAGGGUUAACAAUUUGUUCUUUUUUUAAAUGCACAUAAUCGAGUUGGAGUUGUGUGGUAACGUUAUAUGAAAAAAGCAUCAAAUCAAUGCAUACAUGAGAAUCCAGCCCAUAGCUGAUUGUUACUGCAUGUUCAUGUUGUCAUUUUCCUCGGCAUUAGCAGUCUCGUUCCGCACCGAAAGGAUCCAGAACACUCGGUAAUUAUUCCCUGAACCCGCUUGAAUGAACGAAUAAACGAGUGAACGACUGACUGACGACUUCUAUGGAUCUGGAACUCCGACGAAUCAAUCCACAGCACUGUUCAUCAUUGGCCUCGAGCGAGAUCACAGGACUAUGAAAUUUUGGACUACAAUCUUUUUUUCUUUUUCUUUUUUUUUAACAACCACAACAAAAAAAACAGUUCAGUGAGCGAGGAACACUUACGCCUUUUUAUUUUUUAUUGUUCUAUUUAAUUGUGAUGUCAGCGGUUUUUCAGUUUGAGGUCUGGUAAUUGCAAUACUUUUACAGGAAAAAAGGUGACAAAUGAUUAAAAAAAAUUAUAAAAAAUAAACACGGGGGGAAAAACAAAACAAUGAAACUAUUGCUCAAAGAUACUGUUGUAGUCCCUCAUGAAACGAUUCCACGCUUGUUCUUUCGUUGUCAUCAAAUGGCUAGAGAGAGCAAUUAAAGUUGAGGAAAAUAACCAGAA
Messenger RNA from Pimephales promelas (fathead minnow), 4681 nucleotides. RefSeq names its product low density lipoprotein receptor class A domain containing 4a (gene ldlrad4a). Gene Ontology annotation, cellular component: Golgi membrane; early endosome membrane. The record is from RefSeq and is a predicted model, not a curated record. Gene Ontology annotation, biological process: negative regulation of transforming growth factor beta receptor signaling pathway. Lineage: Eukaryota; Metazoa; Chordata; Actinopteri; Cypriniformes; Leuciscidae. Gene Ontology annotation, molecular function: R-SMAD binding.